Molecule: messenger RNA, 2022 nt
Organism: Meira miltonrushii
Lineage: Eukaryota; Fungi; Basidiomycota; Exobasidiomycetes; Exobasidiales; Brachybasidiaceae
Exons: 2
Coding region: 1-2022 (673 amino acids)
Biological process (GO): proteolysis
Cellular component (GO): cytosol
Molecular function (GO): epoxide hydrolase activity; metallopeptidase activity; aminopeptidase activity
Source: RefSeq, a predicted model, not a curated record
AUGGCAGCAUCCGUUCAAAGCAACUGGAGUGCACCUGCACCUGGUGAUAUUCCAGCUAAGGACUUUCCCGAAACCCAUGUAGACAUUCACACACAUGCCAACUUGACGGAUUUCCGACCUGGUCAUAUUGAUAUCGAUUGGACUGUUGAUUGGGAUAAGAAAGUCUUGACCGGUACAGUGAAGCAUUCGAUAAAGAUUAUCAAAGAUGGAAUAGAUAAAAUCGUACUAGAUACCAGUUUCUUAGACAUCAAGAGCAUCGCAAUCCUUCAACCCGAUGGCAAACAAAAGGAUGCCAAGUUUGAAUUGGGUAAACGAGAUGGUACAUUAGGAAGUCCAUUGAACAUUGAACUUGGUGAACGCAAAAACAAAGGUGAUGAAGUGGAAAUCGUGAUCGAUUAUAGUACAACCGAAAAGUGUACAGCUUUAGGAUGGUUGGCCAAAGAACAAACUGAAUCUGGCUCCAUGCCUUUCUUAUAUUCACAAGCACAAGCCAUUCACGCCAGAGCAAUGAUCCCUUGCGUUGACUCUCCUUCGCACAAAAUCACAUACACUUCCAAGGUGAAGAGCAAAUAUCCAGUAUUGAUGAGUGCUUUGGCUGAUGGUUCAAUUCACGAGGACGGCCUUGGCGUUUAUAGAUUCCGUCAGCCGAUCGGUAUCCCAUCCUAUUUGAUCGCAAUCGUCGGUGGAAAUCUCGUCUUCCGAGAAUUGGCACCGCGUGUUGGUGUUUGGGCAGAGCCUACUAUGAUCGAUCGAGCAGAGUGGGAAUUCAAAGAAGAUGCAAAUCGAUUCCUGAUUGCUGCUGAGCAGACUAUCUCACCUUAUUCUUGGACUCGUUACGAUUGCGUCGUUCUUCCGCCUUCAUUCCCAUACGGUGGUAUGGAAAAUGCAAAUUUGACAACAUUGACACCCACUCUAAUUUCUGGUGAUCGCAGCCAAACAGAUGUUCUUUUACACGAACUAGGUCAUAGUUGGUCUGGUAACUUGACGUCAUGCGCAAAUUGGUCAUCAUUCUGGCUGAAUGAAGGUAUCAAUGUCUGGAUCGAGCGCUUGUUGCUAUCUGUUGUCCAUGGCCCUGAAUCUGGACCAGCAAUUCGUGAAUUGCAUUACAUUAUCGGACGCAAAGCAUUUGAGGAUGCCGUGGAUCAAUUCUCUUCUGUGACUAGGUUCCAAAGACUUGUUCCUGUCUUUGAGAAAGGAGAGGACCCAGAUGAUGCCUUUAGCUCGAUUCCAUACGAGAAGGGAUCUUUGUUCAUCCUGUACCUUGAACGUCUCGUGGGCGGAUUAGACAACUUUCUGCCUUUCAUUCGCAGUUACUUCAAAGCUUUCUACGAUCGAAGCAUCUCUACGCAAGAAUGGAAACAACAUUUGUUCGACUUCUAUGCAGGCAAUGAGGAGAUCACGAAAAAGUUGAACACGGUCAAGUGGGAUGAAUGGUUCAACGGCGAGGGUAAACAAUUGCCCGCCGAGGUGAACUUUGAAGGAGCACUUGCACAACAAGCUUACAAGCUCGCCAACAGAUGGUUGGACGUGAUCAACGGUAAGUCAACAAAGGAAGACUUUAGCCCGAAGGACAUCUCAGGUUGGGAUCCCAAUCAAAUCGUUCUUUUCCUCAGCGAAGUACGAGCAAACAAGGAUGUGACUGUACCUGCUCAAGUUGCCAGUCGAAUCGAUGAACUGUAUGGCUUUGGCAAGGACAAGAACACCGAAAUCCGAUUCAACUUCUAUGUCGUGGCUUUGCAAGACAAACAAAGCAAGUACACUCAAGAAGCCGCUGCUUGGGUUUCCAAACAAGGUCGUAUGAAGUACUGUCGUCCCUUGUUCCGAUCAUUGUUCAAGGUGGACCCGACUUUGGCUCGAGAAACAUUCAUCAAGAACAAGUCAUUUUACCAUCCAAUCGCGGCUGCGAUGAUUGAAAUUGUGAGUACGACGUGUUGUCAUGUGUGUUUUAUUUCGGCGUUUUUUCUCAUUACGUCGUUUUAUUGCAUCUUUUCAUUUUUUCAGGAUUUGGGUCUCUCAUCAUAG